Messenger RNA from Aspergillus campestris IBT 28561, 1395 nucleotides. RefSeq names its product HAD-like protein. The record is from RefSeq and is a predicted model, not a curated record. Bases 1 to 1395 code for a protein of 464 amino acids. Lineage: Eukaryota; Fungi; Ascomycota; Eurotiomycetes; Eurotiales; Aspergillaceae. The transcript has 5 exons.
AUGUCCCGUUUCAAACCCACAGAAGCAAAUGUAUCCCAUAUCGUCUUCGAUCUAGGGGGCGUAUUCACCGACCCGCCAUCUAACGAUGUACUGCUUCCCACCGAAGACUCGUUGCCAGUCUCCGUCCGAAGACUAACAUCCACCUCAACAUGGAUGGCCUACGAAUGCGGCAAGCUCGAAGAAGAAGAAUGCUACCAGCUCCUAGCAAACCAAUACGGUCUCCAAAAAGGCGACUUAGCAACAGCCAUCCAAAAAGGGCGCGAGGCCUCCGAUUACGACCACGACCUGGUAGCCGGUCUAUGGGCCUUCAAGAAAAGCACCCCCGGCGUGCGGUUGAUCAUGGCUUCGAACAUCUCCCUGCCAGACUACACGGCGCUCCAAGAGCGGUGGGGACCCCCGUUCUGGUCGCUGUUUGACUACUCUUUUCCUUCGUGCAAAGUGGGAGUCCGCAAGCCGAGUCCGCGGUUCUACCGCCAUCUAUUGAGGAAUACCGGUGCCAGCCCUAGUCAGACUGUGUUUGUGGAUGACCGGCCUGAGAAUGUUUUAGCGGCUGCGGGCUUGGGAUGCGAGGGGUUCUUUUCAAGACUGCGGAUGCGCUCUCGCGGUCGUUGCGGAGUCUGGUCGGGGACUCUGUGGAAAGAGGUCUUGCUGAUCCUGGAUACUACAAGUGAUUCAAACCUCGUCGAACUCAAACGACCCCAACGAUUCUGGAACUUCUUCAGCGGCACACCAAAAUACACAACCACCCAAUACCCCGACGACGUGGACACCACAUCCCUAGCCCUAGCAUCCAUGCCAUACAGUCCAGAGGUAGUCCACUCAAUUCUAGACGAAAUGCUCGACUAUGUCGACGAAGACGGCCUCGUCCAGCUCUAUUUGGAUAGAUCCCGACCCCGUGUCGACGCCGUCAUCUGCCUCAACGUGCUCACCCUGUUUUGCAUCCACUCACGAGGUUACCAACUUCCAGAGACAACCAACUGGAUCCAAGACAUCCUUCUACACAGGGCGUACCUCAACGGCACCAGAUACUAUCCAACGGCGGAGUGGUUUCUGUACUACCUGAGCCGGCUCCUCGUCCGAACAGACGACCAGACCCUGCGGGACCGGUUCGAAGCCCCGCUUAAGCAGCGGAUCAAGGAGCGGAUCGGCGCUGGAGGGGACGCGCUGUGCCUUGCGAUGCGCUUGUUGGUCUGUAGUGCGUUGGGGAUAGCCAAUCCUCGCGAUGUGGAGACGUUAAGGGUGGCGCAGUUGGAAGACGGGGGGUGGGAGGCUUCGUUCAUGUAUCGGUUUCCGGGGAUGGGAAAGGAGUUGGGGAAUCGGGGGGUUACAACUGCUUUUGCGGUUAGGGCGCUGCAGGAGCAGGCUGGUUUUGAACGGGGUGGGACUGUGGUUUGA